AUGAUCAAGUUGGAUCUGAGGAAAGCUUAUGACACAAUUGAGUGGGAUUUUAUUGAAGAGAUGUUUACUGCCUUUAAUUUUCCUUCGAAAUUUAUCCAGCUCAUUGUGAUUUGUGUUCGAACACUGCGGUACUCAUUGAUGAUCAAUGGCUCAAUGCAUGGUUUCUUUGCAUCUAAGAGAGGAUUGCGACAAGGGGAUCCAAUGUCUCUGUUGCUUUUUGUACUGGGUAUGGAAUACUUGUCCAGAAUUAUGCUUAAAGUUGGCUCAUCCUCCGGUUAUAAAUUUCAUGAUAGAUGUUCUGUCUUAAAGCUGAAUCAUUUAUGCUUUGCGGAUGACCUAUUAUUAUUCUGUCAUGGAGAUUUCAUUUUUAUUCUUUGGAUGCUUAGGGGGCUCAAAUUGUUUUCUAGGACUUCUAGACUUUUUCCAAAUGAGUCUAAAUCUGCUAUAUAUUAUAGUGGCAUGUCUGAGAUUGAGGUUGAUAGGGUGCUGGCUGUUUCAGGCUUUACUCGCAGUACUCUUCCAUUUCGGUACCUUGGUAUUCCUAUAUGUUCAAAGCAUAUCUCUUCUACUGAAUGUGGGGUUAUUCUUGAGAAAAUGAUCUUCAAGAUUAAACAGUGGAGCUCUAGGAAAUUAUCAUACAUGGGCAGAAACACAUUGAUUAAUUUUGUGAUGUUAUCAAUACAUUCUUACUGGGCUCAAAUAAUGAUAUUUCCGAAGAAGUUAUUGAGGGAUAUAGAAGCCAUUUGUAGAGCCUUUCUUUGGAAAGGAAUGGCUGAUUCUCAAGGUCCAAGCUUAGUUGCUUGGAACAAUAUCUGCCUUCCAAAAGCAGCUAGAGGUUUGGGCUUUAGGAAGAUUUCAGAAUGGAACAUUGCUUCACUUGGUAAAUAUGUAUGGGCCAUUGCUUCCAAAAACGACAACAUGUGGGUUAAAUGGAUUCAUAGUAUUUACUUGAAAAAGGAGGACUGGUGGGAGUAUAAAGUGCAACCGGACUACAGCUGGUAUUGGAAGAAACUUGUUACUAUUAAAGAUCUCUUUAAAGCCAAAUUGGAUAAGACAUCUAUUAUAGCAAUGAAAUAUAGUAUUCAGUCAGGUCAUGAUAUACUCUAUGAUCACCCUAUUAGUGUACAGUGGAGGAAUUUCGUUUGA
Humulus lupulus (European hop) is the source of this 1146-nucleotide messenger RNA. RefSeq lists its product as uncharacterized. NCBI's taxonomy places the organism in Eukaryota, Viridiplantae, Streptophyta, Magnoliopsida, Rosales, Cannabaceae. The coding region runs from base 1 to 1146 and encodes 381 amino acids. The record is from RefSeq and is a predicted model, not a curated record. The transcript has a single exon.